Molecule: messenger RNA, 1981 nt
Organism: Seriola dumerili (greater amberjack)
Lineage: Eukaryota; Metazoa; Chordata; Actinopteri; Carangiformes; Carangidae
Gene: sesn1
Product: sestrin 1
Exons: 10
Coding region: 125-1768 (547 amino acids)
Biological process (GO): cellular response to L-leucine; cellular response to leucine starvation; negative regulation of TORC1 signaling
Cellular component (GO): nucleus
Molecular function (GO): L-leucine binding; oxidoreductase activity, acting on peroxide as acceptor
Source: RefSeq, a predicted model, not a curated record
UCUGACUGGGACUAACGUUGCUGCUCAGCGCUGUGGCAAGGCGUCCCGUUGCAGAAGACCUGCACCAAAGAAUGAGGAUAAACUUCCUGUAAGACAGCACAAACAUUAAGUCCAACGUCAAAAGAUGGAAGUGCAGGACCAGGAGUCUCUGGGGAGAUGGGACGGGCUGGGCAGCCGGGAUGCCAGCUCCAGAACUGAGGCCAUGGAAAACAUAUGCCAGGACGUCAUGAGGAAAGCGGAGGCUAUUGGGCCCAUAACAGCAUCGGUCCCCUCGCCCCCGGCCUUGGGAUGCCUUCCAAACAGUGAUCUGAAUGACAUCCUUGCUCAUCUGCUCAUGCUCUCCAAACGGUGUCCCUUUGAAGAUGUCAGGGCACAAUGCAUUCGGCUUCUAAAGGCCGUCCAGGACUUGGGAGUAAGGAUCCCAAGACCCUUAGGUAACGGACCAAGCAGAUUUAUCCCUGAAAAAGAGAUUCUUCAAGUCAGUAAAGUGGACGCCAGGACACAGUCGAUAUUUGAGGAUGCGUUUGCAGCCCUCGGUCGUCUGGACAACAUUUCACUGGUGAUGGGCUUCCACCCACAGUACCUGGAAAGUUUUCUCCGGACGCAGCACUACCUGCUGCAGAUGGAUGGACCCCUAUCUUUGCACUACCGACACUACAUCGGCAUCAUGGCGGCAGCUAGACACCAGUGUUCCUACUUGGUCAACCUGCAUGUGAACGAUUUCCUCCAGGUCGGGGGAGAUCUGAAGUGGCUAAAUGGCCUGGAUGAAGCACCACAGAAACUGCAGCAGCUCGGAGAGCUCAACAAAAUCCUGGCCCACCGACCUUGGCUUCUCACUAAGGAACACAUCGAGCGCCUCCUGAAGGCUGAGGAACACAGCUGGUCCCUCGCGGAGCUAAUCCACGCCGUGGUCCUCCUCACACACUACCACUCCCUCGCCUCGUUCACAUUCGGCUGCGGCAUCACGCCAGAGAUUCACUGCGAUGGUGGACACACUUUCAGACCCCCCUCCCUCAGCCAGUACUGCGUGUGUGACAUUGCCAACGGCAACGGUCACGCUAAUCACCAUGACGAUCCACUUGGCAACCAGGAGAUGUGUGGCGAGGUGGAGGUGCUGAUGGAGCGCAUGAAGCAGCUGCAGGAGUGCCGCGAUGACGAGGAGGCCAGCCAAGAAGAGAUGGCAACCCGCUUCGAAAGGGAGAAGACUGAGAGCAUGCUGGUGGUCACAGCAGAGGACGAGGAGUGUGUCCCCUCAAGAGACAUCUCCCGACACUUUGAGGACCCCAGCUAUGGCUACAAGGACUUCUCCAGGAGGGGGGAGCACGUGCCCACGUUCAGAGUGCAGGAUUACAGCUGGGAGGAUCACGGCUUCUCUCUGGUCAAUCGACUGUAUCCUGAUGUUGGUCAGAUGCUGGACGAGAAGUUCCAGAUGGCCUACAACCUGACCUACAACACCAUGGCAACACACAAGGAUGUGGACACCAGUAUGCUGCGUAGGGCCAUCUGGAACUACAUCCACUGCAUGUUUGGCAUCAGGUAUGAUGACUAUGAUUACGGGGAGAUAAACCAGCUUCUGGACCGAAGCUUUAAGAUCUAUAUUAAGACCAUGGUGUGUAGUCCUGAGAAGACCACCAAACGAAUGUAUGAGAGUUUCUGGAGGCAGUUUCAGCACUCCGAGAAGGUCCACGUUAAUCUGCUUCUUAUGGAAGCGCGAAUGCAAGCAGAACUGUUAUACGCUCUGAGAGCGAUCACCCGCUACAUGACAUGAAGUGCUUUUGGUGUUUUUAUCGUUGUGUUUUUACUGUCAUUGUUGUUGCUCAUUAUGGGACACUUCAAGGAAAAAAAAAAAGAAAAUCAAAGGGGUGGGGGGGGGAUUCAACAAAAGAGAUGAGUGGAAGAGAGUCCUGGGUUGUGACGGUGCUUGUUGGAUGGAUGUGGAGAAGAGGAUCAGAACAAAUGGAAAGCAAGGAAAAAAAAAAAA